Messenger RNA from Aspergillus terreus NIH2624, 1503 nucleotides. RefSeq names its product dual-specificity mitogen-activated protein kinase kinase. Gene Ontology annotation, biological process: protein phosphorylation. Lineage: Eukaryota; Fungi; Ascomycota; Eurotiomycetes; Eurotiales; Aspergillaceae. Gene Ontology annotation, molecular function: ATP binding; protein kinase activity. The transcript has 4 exons. The record is from RefSeq and is a predicted model, not a curated record. The coding region runs from base 1 to 1503 and encodes 500 amino acids.
AUGUCAUCCUCCCCCGUGCCCCUCUUGAAACCGCCCGUUCCUGGCAAUCGCAACAAUGCCAACGGCCCGAGACCUCCCAAACUCACCUUGGGUAUCCCUCCGUCGCCCAACGCUCGCCCCGUCACCGGUAAUGGCGUUCCUGCACCCGCACCCGCCCCUGUCCCCGCCGCCGACGGUCCUCAGCGUCCCGCCAACCGCCCGGCGCCUCCUCAGCUGCGACUCGCGACCCCCAUGGGGAGCAGCCAACAGAUCUCCCAGGUCAAUGGUCGCCCCGCGCCCCCGCCCCUAGCGACCAAGGGCCUGAACGACGCCCAGAAUCACUCGCGAUCCGGCAGUUUCACCCUUGACAAAGGGAGUGGCCCGGCGUCGGCCUCGUCUUCCAACUACUCCGCUCUCUCCUUCGCGAUGAAUCUGCGACAGCCGCAUGGAGGGACCCCAGAUCCAUCGUCGGCGAUCAGCUCGGUGUACUCCGACCGGGAGGCGGGUGUCCCCAUGGAGCGGGAGAACAGCGUCAACGCGCUGAUCCCCGACUUGGAUAAGUUGAGUUUGGAGAAGGGCAGGCCCCUGGACGUGGAUGACCUCGACGACGAAGGCUGGCUCGCUGCCAGCGAACAGAAGAAGAUCGUGGAGUUGGGGAGUUUAGGGGAGGGCGCGGGCGGUGCCGUGACGCGGUGUAAACUCAAGGAGGGAACAACGGUUUUUGCGCUCAAGAUCAUCACGACCGACCCCAAUCCCGAUGUGAAGAAACAAAUCGUUCGCGAACUCAACUUUAACAAAGACUGUGCGUCGGAACACAUCUGUCGUUACUACGGAGCGUUCAUGGAUAAGUCGACCGGUACCAUUUCAAUUGCGAUGGAGUUCUGUGAGGGUGGUAGUUUGGACAGCAUCUAUAAAGAAGUCAAGAAGCUCGGGGGCCGAACAGGAGAAAAGGUCCUGGGCAAGGUCGCGGAAGGCGUCUUGAACGGCCUGACCUACCUCCACAGUAGAAAGAUCAUCCACCGAGACAUCAAACCAUCGAACAUUCUUUUAUGCCGCAACGGACAAGUCAAGCUUUGCGAUUUCGGAGUCAGUGGCGAGUUCGGCACCAAGGGUGAUGCCAACACCUUCAUCGGCACCUCAUACUAUAUGGCCCCUGAGCGUAUCACGGGACAAUCCUACACCAUCACGUCCGAUGUCUGGUCCCUUGGAGUGACCUUGCUGGAGGUCGCGCAGCAUCGAUUCCCCUUCCCCGCCGACGGAACUGAAAUGCAACCACGCGCCGGCCUGAUAGAUCUUCUCACUUACAUUGUUCGCCAACCGAUCCCCAAGCUCAAAGACGAGGUGGAGAACGGUAUUCGCUGGUCCGAUAAUUUCAAAUACUUUAUUGAAUGCUGCCUUGAAAAAGAACCUCCCCGAAGAGCAACUCCCUGGCGGAUGCUGGAACAUCCAUGGAUGCUGGACAUGAAAAACAAGAAAGUGAACAUGGCAAACUUCGUGAAGCAGGUGUGGGGCUGGGACGACUAA